CAUCAUCACCUUGCAUCUAGUACGCAUUCACGCCCCCUGGACAAGAUCUCAACUCAAAACUGAAUUCUGCGUGCUGAAUCUCAUUGGAGAUUCGCCUCGCGAAGUCGUGGGGGGCGCGCGCGCACCGCCGUCCACACCACCACCAGGCGUAUAAAACAACCGCAAUAGCCGCGCACACUUCAUUCACAAACCCACAACCACACGACGCAACAAGUAUACGAUCGCAGAAAUUAUCAGAAAAACCAGCGGCUAACGUAUUUCAAACACACAACACACGUAAACAGUGACGUUCAUUCAACCACUACCGACGCGUGCAACCAGUGUUGUUAAAUUAAUCCUGUAAUACGCGCGUCACAAACGUAAACAAACAAUUCGAGAGGCACAUCAUCAUCAUCGGUUGAGAUUAAGAAGUGUGUCAAACCAGUGACUAGUGGAAUUGGUGUGUUUGCACACGAAUUAUUAUACAAUAUGAGGAAGAUUGUGUUGGUUGUCAUCCUGGUGGCGGUGUUGAUUGCGGCGAAUGUGCGGCAAACGCAGGCGAAACCGUUAUUAAAUCGAAUCAAACGUGUUUCGGAUCAACGCCUCGCCGAAUUGGAGACGCUCAUCGCCCUGGACCGACUUAAGGGCAAACUUAUCACCGUACCAGUUGGUAUUGGCCUGCCGUCAGAUCCUAGGAUAAUUGGUCGUAAACGCCGUACAGACGAAUCAAUCCUCCAGAACCUAUUCAACGCUAGCGAAGAGGACAUCAGCGACCAGGCAGCCAUCUUAGACGCCGAGGAGGCGGAGCUCGAGGCGAAGGAAGACACACUCUUGCAGCGCCUGCAAAGCCUGCAACACUUGCAGCACCUGCAGCAGUUGAGGCGACGCGCCGGCGAUCCACCGCGACGACUGCAACCGCCGCAAUAGAAACCUUUCGCAUUUUAACAUACGCAAUUCAAAAUGGCUGCGGCGCUGUAUCAGUAUUAACACACACACACACACAUGCAGACACAAUGUUAGCGUAAAGACACUUAAGUCAUAUCAUAUCAUAUCAAAUCUAAGAAGACAUGACAAAACUAUGUUUUUCUGUAGUAGUCAGUAUUUUAAGUACGUUUUAAGUCCGGAUCUGUAUAGUUUUAAGUAAUUUAUUACUAGUUUAGUAUUUAUUGGCGUUUUCUACUUAAUUUUCACUAUUUAUUUAUUUAUUGAUCGUAGACUAGAUGAGAAUCUCUAUGAAAUGUUGACUUUUAUGAGAUUUAUGCUGGAGACAGAAUAAUACAAAGCAGUAUAUACGAUGAAAUAUGAAAUAAACUAUUAUGACGUAAAUAA
This is a messenger RNA of Dalotia coriaria, 1308 nucleotides long. RefSeq lists its product as uncharacterized. The record is from RefSeq and is a predicted model, not a curated record. The coding region runs from base 469 to 906 and encodes 145 amino acids. The transcript has 3 exons. Lineage: Eukaryota; Metazoa; Arthropoda; Insecta; Coleoptera; Staphylinidae.